This is a messenger RNA of Apodemus sylvaticus (European woodmouse), 2067 nucleotides long. RefSeq names its product phosphoribosylaminoimidazole carboxylase and phosphoribosylaminoimidazolesuccinocarboxamide synthase (gene Paics). Gene Ontology annotation, molecular function: phosphoribosylaminoimidazolesuccinocarboxamide synthase activity. The transcript has 10 exons. Lineage: Eukaryota; Metazoa; Chordata; Mammalia; Rodentia; Muridae. Bases 151 to 1428 code for a protein of 425 amino acids. Gene Ontology annotation, biological process: 'de novo' IMP biosynthetic process. The record is from RefSeq and is a predicted model, not a curated record.
CCGGAAGCGGGCUCGCGUCAGCGCGCCUGCGCGGCGGGAAGCCUGGGGACGCGGUCCCAGCCCCAAGCAGGGCCAGCCCGGUACUUUGGGUUCGCCGUGCGCUGCCUCUUUUUCCCGCGCGGUCUGCUGCUCUAGUUCACCUAGGAGAUAAUGGCGACAGCCGAAGUACUGAACAUUGGGAAGAAACUCUAUGAGGGUAAGACAAAAGAAGUCUAUGAAUUGUUAGACAAUCCAGGAAGAGUCCUCCUGCAGUCCAAGGACCAGAUUACAGCAGGGAAUGCCGCUAGAAAGAACCACCUGGAAGGCAAAGCUGCCAUCUCCAAUAAGAUCACCAGCUGCAUAUUUCAGUUGUUACAGGAAGCUGGCAUAAAAACUGCUUUCACCAAGAAAUUUGGGGAGACUGCUUUCAUUGCACCCCAGUGUGAAAUGAUUCCAAUUGAAUGGGUGUGCCGAAGAAUAGCAACUGGGUCUUUUCUCAAAAGGAACCCUGGGGUAAAGGAGGGGUACAGGUUUUAUCCGCCGAAAGUGGAGAUGUUCUUCAAGGAUGAUGCCAACAAUGAUCCGCAGUGGUCUGAGGAGCAGCUCAUUGCCGCAAAAUUUUGUUUUGCUGGCCUGGUUAUAGGGCAGACUGAAGUGGACAUCAUGAGUCAUGCUACACAAGCUAUUUUUGAAAUUCUGGAGAAAUCCUGGCUGCCCCAAAACUGUACGCUGGUUGAUAUGAAGAUUGAAUUUGGCGUUGAUGUAACCACCAAAGAGAUUGUUCUUGCUGAUGUCAUCGAUAAUGAUUCCUGGAGACUAUGGCCAUCGGGAGACCGGAGCCAGCAGAAAGACAAACAGUCUUACCGAGAUCUCAAAGAAGUAACUCCUGAAGGACUCCAGAUGGUGAAGAAAAACUUUGAGUGGGUUGCAGACCGAGUGGAGUUGCUUCUCAAGUCAGACAGUCAGUGCAGGGUGGUAGUACUGAUGGGUUCAACCUCUGACCUUGGUCACUGUGAAAAAAUUAAGAAGGCUUGUGGAAACUUUGGGAUUCCGUGUGAACUUAGAGUAACAUCAGCGCAUAAAGGAACAGAUGAAACUUUGAGGAUUAAAGCAGAAUACGAAGGGGAUGGCGUGCCUACUGUAUUUAUUGCAGUGGCAGGCAGAAGCAAUGGUCUAGGGCCAGUGAUGUCUGGUAAUACUGCAUAUCCGGUUAUCAGCUGUCCCCCAAUCACACCAGACUGGGGUGCUCAGGAUGUGUGGUCAUCUCUUCGCCUGCCCAGUGGUCUUGGCUGCUCAACUAUACUUUCUCCAGAAGGAUCAGCUCAGUUUGCUGCUCAGAUAUUUGGGUUAAACAACCAUUUGGUGUGGGCCAAACUUCGAGCGAGCAUACUGAACACAUGGAUAUCCUUAAAGCAGGCUGAUAAGAAAAUCAGAGAGUGCAGUUUGUAAAAGUGCAACUUAAUGUUUAGGAGAAAAGUUACAUAUUUCUAGUUUGGAUUUACAGAAAAAAAUCAAGCAGAAUGAUUUCACAUAAGAGAAAACAAUUCAGUUUACCAAUGAACAAAUGGUCAUUGGUGUUUGAGUUGGCACAUUGUCAGUGGAUAUUAAUAUUUUCUAGCUCUGUAUAGUGAUAUGCCCCUGUAACCUUAGCUCUGCAGAGGCUGAGGCAGCAUGAUCACUAAGUUCAAGGCCACCCUCAACUGUAUUUCCAGGGAGGGAAUCUUUGUAGUUAGUAAAAUAGGCAUAACACAGCUAAAUUAUACCUCAUCCUUUAUAUAGUCAUCGUUGGGUAAAUAUAAUUAUGGAACUGGAGCAAUGUAUCUGCGCUUCAAGAACCAGCGCCUAUGUAGAUUGCCUGACAAUAAAUAACCUUUAAUUCAGGGCAUCUGACCCCACAGCUUCCUUAUGCACCUGCUCUCAAAUGCUAUUACAUUCCCCCACCCAACACACAACAUUUUAAAAAAUAAGCUUUUUUAAAAAAAGAUAUUGUUUUGAAAUGGUAAUUGCAUUUUUUUAUUAAUCAGUAGAUAGUACUUGAUCUGGGUUGAUGCUUUGAAAAUUAAAAUAUUUGUAUUGUGUAUAACUAUA